CUUGCUUUUUAAAAACACUUCAUUUUAUGAGCUUUUAUUUUCUUUCAAUCAAUAAAUAUUCACUAAGUUCCACUAUAUGUCAGAAUUGUAUACUUCCCUCUCCCCAAUUCAUUGAACAAUUAAAAAAAACCCUCACAGUAAAAUGUAGAGUCCAGAAAAACAGAUUCUCAACAUUGGCCAUUUCUCAUUCUAGUUUUUAAGUUUAUCAUUUCUCUGGCAGAACUUUCUUUGUUGGCAAACUUUCUUUGCCAACAAUUUGGUUUCUCCAUGAUGGUUAACAAUAACCAUCCCUGUCAGCCUCCUCUAGUGCCCACUAAGCUCAUCAGUGUAAGUGGGAACCUCUCUCUCCCUCUGAAAAUACUCUCUAUAUGCCACCAAAAAGGCUUUUGCCACAUAGUAUGCAUUGCUCUAUUUAGCAAUGUGAUUAUCCAAACAUACCAUCUAUAUUUGUAUCACCCCCAAUUUCCACCAUGAAAAUCUUGAUGCCAUUAUGUUUCAGCUACCAACUUUGCCAAUGACAGCCCAAUCCCUGAUAGCUUAGACCCAAUAUUGAUUGGAACAAAACAAGAUACUUACAUGUCAUUCAACACUUAAUAAGUGGAAGUUUACUUAAUAAUAAUAGCUAAUGUGUCUGUAUAACUUGCUAUGUGCUAGGCACUUGUGCUAAGCACUUUACAAAUGUUAUCGCAUUUGGUCUUCAUAACUUUGCUGUCUUAAGGUACUAUUAUUAUCUUCAUUUUAUAUUUUAUAGAUGAGGAAACUGAGAUAGAUGUUGUGACUUGACCAGGGUCACACACCAUGUCUGACGCUAGAUUUGACUUCAGACCUUCCUCUAUCCUAGUGCUCUAUGCACUUUACUAUCUUCUGAGCCAUGAAAAAGAUCUUCAACAAGAUUUUGGUACUUAGUUGUGAAAUAAGUGGCCUCCCCCAUCAGAUAGAAGGAAACAAUUUGAGGCAGCAGGUAUAGAUAGUGAUUCAAAUCUAAAUCUAAAGGGCUGUAACCCCUCAUGGUUGAGCCUUUUUAUGUCCUUAGAUGACCAAGAUGUCAUUGCCCAUCUUGAAGCCACUAGGAAACUGACAACAGUACAAAAGCAAUGAACCGUAGCCACUUGAGUCAAUCAAGUCUUGGAGAUAGCAGCUUCUUUGCUUUUUUAAGGAAAGAAAUAGCCUAACCGAAGUGGGAGUGGGAUGCAGGGAUGGGAGACCCUUUUGAUUUUGAUCUUAUCAUAGAUGAUCAGGGAAGAAAUUAUGAAGAUAAAUAAGUCUUGACCUGGAUCUUGAAAGAAGUUUAGGAUUUAUAUUCCUGGACAAGACAGGGAGUGGUAUAAUAAAUACCAGGGAGGUAGAUUAGUAUAAGUGUAGGACCAGGAAAAAGCAUGACUUCUUAAGGGGAAAAGUCAGGUAGGAAUAGAAAGCUUCUGAGAGACAAAGUUAGAUGGACAGAGUUAAAGCAGGCUGAGGCUUGGAUUUGUUAAGCAGUGAGGAGCGACUUAAGAGUUUUUCUAGAAGCCAGUUAAUAUAAUGAAAAUGGUGAUUUUGGAAAGAGCCAACUGUCUGCAGGAUAGACUGGAACUUAAAAGACCUUUAGCUUCUAGGCAAAUGCUAAUUAAGGCUGAGAAUGGGAAGGAGGUGGCAGAAAUCCAGGGGAAGGACCUAAUCAAGAAUGCUUUUUAGAAAAAAGGCCAAAAAAUAGUGUUUUACCUAACACAUAAUUUUAUUUAACACAUACUAGAGUAUUUUAAAUAUAAGACUCCCUAAUCAAAAUGUGGUGAAUUCUGGGGUUGGGGAUUUUCUCUUCCAUCUCCUUCUCACCCCCUUCUGGUAUGCAAUAAUCAAGCAGCCCUUGCAUAAAUUAACUGUCAGAGUCAAGAUUUCUAGGUUAAACAAUUUGCACUCCAACUACUGCUAACAUUUUUAUCUUGUCUAGCCAGAAAUGUUAGUGAAAUGCAAAUUUAUAUUUAAAUUAUGGAUGAAAUGACUCCCUUUGAUGGCUGUAUUAUAAGCAAUGGAAACUCUAGAAAUGCUAUUCACCUGGAAUCCUUGUUAUUUCUGGUUUGGUUUCUAGGUGUGACUGUGUCUUUUUUGGAGGUAGGAAGCCAGGGAUCUCAUAGCAUUUCCUAUCAGGCUCAGGUCUCUUCCAGACUUUAGAAAUAUCUGACACACAAACUCCUCAGAAGUUGGACCCUUUAUGUACAGUGAUUAAAAAAAAAAAAGACUUGCUAAUCAUUUGAAAUGUGCUCCUUUAAGAAAAGCUUUCCCUCUAAAAUCAAAUCAUCGUCUAAGUCAGUUCAUUUAUACUGAGAAGACCCUGCUUUGAGUUGUAAGCAUCAAAAGAACAAGAAUAAAAUAGUCUAGGGACUCAACUUCUUCCCAAGGUCCUGAACUUUAUAAAAUCUAUCCAAGAAGCUUAAGGGAUGCUGGGAGUAGUCCCUUCAAGGACACAAACUUAAAAUGCUUGUUGAAUGAAAGUUGUUUCUUCUUCCAUCCACAAAAAAGGAAGAAAACCCCAAAGUUGCAAGUUUAAGACAUAUGUAAAGGUUUUUUCCAUUGUUCAGAUAUGAAAGUAGUUCAUAGACUUAGAGUCGGAGGGGAAUAAGCCAUUUAUUCCAACUCCCUCAUCUUAUUGCUGAUGAAACUGAUACCUGAAGAGAUUAAUUGACUUGCUCUUGCCCAUACCAUUUGAAGUCAGGUCUUCUGAUUCCAAAUUCAGUGUUCAUUCUACUAUACAACUUCAGUAUAGGACAGACUAUGUUGUAAGAGAUUGUAGCUUUGCUGAACUACUUGGAUGACAUUCUUGUCUUUUGUUGCUGGAAUGCAUGUCCUAGAGAAAAAGGCAAAAAAAAAAAGUCUAAUGGUGGGAAAAGGAAAGGAGAUUGUUGAUAGGGCAGUCAACAAUAUCUCUUCCUAAUCCCCAAACAAAACGUAGAGGUGCCAUUACUCUUGUUCUUAUCAUCCUUCUGUAUCACUGGCUAUAGUUGCAUAUACCUAGUCUUUUAGGGUUGGGUGAUUGGACAACACAGAUUCUUGAGAAUAGGGGUAGACAAGGAGGAUAGAUAUUAAACAAAGUAGGAUAAUAGAAGUAGGAGCAGACAUUCAACCAACUCAUUUCUGCCUAGGACAUGGUGAGCACUAGCUAAGAAUUUCAAAUCCACCUUUUAUCUCCACUCAUUGUUUAAGAAAAGAAAAAAGUCAUUACUUGUUCAUACACAGUAGGCAAUUUUGGAAAUCUAUUAGUGUUUUCCACUAGGAAACACUAUCAAAUACUGUAUGAAAUUUGUAACUGCUCCCAUGGUAGCAGGUUAGUUCUCUUUCCCUAUAUUUUGGUCAGAAAAGAAAAAUGUAUUUGCAUCUAGUCGUAAAACUGACAAGUGUGAUCUUGUUUGUCAUGAGUUUAUCAGUACAUCCUCAGAUUUCUCCUAAAAAUAGAGAGGAAAAGAGUUGGUAUUUCUGCCAAGUCUGCUGCAAAUCUCUUAUCACAUUCCUCCACUUGGCCUUUUCUCACCUCCAACCAAAAGAGGAAGUGAAAGAGUGUAAUGUGUUUACCCGUCUGGUUUCUGGGUUAUUGAGGCUACCUCGAGACUUGCCACAUCUGUCUGCCAGGUGGGAGAGCAAUAGGAAAGAAGAUUUAACUUCAGGUAAAGUACAUCUGGAGGACUGAGAAAGAAGCCACACACAAAUGCAAAAAAAAAAAUGGGGUUGGGGAGUGUUGUUUGUUCAUUUUAAUGGAAUGACCCAGAAGAAAGACUUAGUGGAGAAGAGCUACUUCUUAGUUCUUCUUACUUGCCUCAGUUGUGUUUAUAAGGCUAGGAUUGGAGAUAAUAGCCACAGUGGGCUGACUGGAAAAGCUUUCUGCUUCACUCAGUUCUCCUGUCACUAAGCCACCCAAACACAGUUCGAUUUGUAAUAGUCAGAGUAUUUGGUAUCUAUGUAGCUUUAGUUGGAGCUGGACCACACUUGGGUGAGAAGAAUUUGCCAAGCUCUUGAUGAAGGAAGGCAUGUGACAGAAGGGAGACUGAUCUGAGGGGAAGGAAGAAAGUAGAAAGAACUGAAGACUUCAUCAAAAGAGAAAAGAUGUGGGCAAGAGUUUUAUUCAUCCAUUAAAAAGAUAGCAGAAGGGGAAGAAUGAUAGAGGGUAUGUUGGGAAUUGAGCAGAGGUGGGUGUCUUCCUAGUAGAAAUCUUUUAUUGAAACAGAAACAGAGGAAGGACAUGAGAAAAUGGAAGGAGAUUUAGGUAGGCAGCUCUGGCUUCUUAGUCCCCAUAGUGUAUUGGUAGGUGGAGUCAAGGAUGUUUGGACAAGGAAACCCUUUGAAGCUUUUCUCUUGUCCUCCUGAGCUGGACCUGGUCCCCUCCCCUCCAUAAAGCCAUUAGCUUCUGGUGCCAGCCCUAUCUCUGGUCCAUCUCUAGUGGUUCCAUUUGGUGCUUUCCCAGACCUCCUGCCCUGAGGGAUGGGGGAUGAUUUAUUGGGGGGAGACAUCCUUUAGAGGAGGAGAGAUGGGAAAGUAGGGAAUGGGAAGCUGUGAGUUUGCUAGUAUAGUGGCCAGACCAUUGCAGAAACAGUUCUGCAUGACAAAGAGAAGGAGCAAGUUUCCCCUUUGAUGUGCCUCCUGCUGGUCCCACACACCUGCCUGUUGGCUUUCUACUCCCCCCCCCAAGUCCCAAGCCUCUUCUGAGACUGAAGAAGAAUCACAAGAGGGGGUGGGGAAGAGGCUGUGUCCCAGCUUCCCUGUGGCCAACCCAGGGCCAUCUUCCAUCUUCCUGUGACCCUGGGACUCAAAAGCUGCUUCACCUCAGAGACUUCUGACCCAAAGCACCUGCUGCCCUCUCCCGGAAGGCAGAGACCCAGAGCAGCUGGAACAGAAUGAGAGCUCUUUCUCGGAAAUUGCCAGUCCCAAGCAUUUUCCUAAGGCAUUGGAGUGGGGCGACACCUAGGAUGCCUGGGAUGCUGCUGCUAUUUUCCACUGCUCUGCUCUCCAGCUGUGUUCAGCUACUUGCAGAAGCUAACUCUUGGUGGUCUUUGGCCAUGAACCCAGUGCAAAGACCUGAAAUGUUCAUCAUUGGAGCCCAGCCUGUAUGUAGUCAACUGCCUGGGCUUUCCCCUGGCCAGAGGAAGCUAUGUCAACUGUACCAGGAGCAUAUGGCAUACAUUGGGGAAGGAGCAAAGACAGGCAUCAAGGAGUGUCAGUAUCAGUUCCGGCAGAGACGCUGGAACUGCAGCACCGUGGACAACACUUCUGUCUUUGGGAGGGUCAUGCAGAUAGGUAGUCGAGAGACGGCUUUCACCUACGCCGUGAGUGCAGCGGGAGUGGUCAACGCCAUUAGCAGAGCCUGUCGGGAAGGCGAGCUUUCCACGUGUGGCUGUAGCAGGACUACCCGGCCCAAGGAUUUACCCCGGGACUGGCUGUGGGGUGGCUGUGGGGACAAUGUGGAGUAUGGCUACCGCUUUGCCAAGGAGUUUGUGGAUGCUCGAGAGCGAGAGAAAAACUUUGUCAAGGGCUCGGAGGAACAGGGCCGGGUACUGAUGAAUCUUCAAAACAAUGAAGCCGGUCGCAGGGCUGUAUACAAGAUGGCAGACGUGGCCUGUAAAUGCCAUGGUGUUUCAGGAUCCUGUAGCCUCAAGACCUGCUGGUUACAGCUGGCCGAGUUCCGAAAAGUGGGGGACCAACUGAAGGAGAAGUAUGACAGUGCAGCUGCCAUGCGGAUCACUCGGAAGGGCAAACUAGAGCUGGUCAAUAGCCGCUUCAACCAGCCUACCCCUGAGGACUUGGUCUAUAUAGACCCCAGCCCAGACUACUGCUUUCGCAAUGAGACCACUGGUUCCUUGGGCACCCGGGGCCGGCUCUGCAACAAGACCUCGGAGGGCACCGAUGGAUGCGAGCUGAUGUGCUGUGGCCGCGGCUACGACCAGUUUAAGAGUGUCCAGGUGGAGCGAUGUCACUGCAAGUUUCACUGGUGCUGCUUUGUCAAGUGCAAGAAAUGCACAGAAAUUGUUGACCAGUAUGUCUGUAAAUAAUGUGGCAUGGGGGCAUCACUCUUUUGGCCUCCCCUCACCAGCUCCUCUACUCCUCCCCCCCUCAAAAAAAGUUUUUAUUAUAUAAAGCUAUAUAAAUAUAUUUUAUAUUUCUAUAAAUAGAUAAAUGGUAAAUAAUUAAAAGAAGAAAAUGGAAAGGAAAUGCUUAUUUAAGAGGUUCUGCUUCAGGAUCUCUCCAAGGAUUGGACAUGGCUGCUUCACUACUCCUUGUGGAGGUUCCAGACAUUAGGAGUGGGGAAAACUUUUUUUGUCUCUUUGGUUGGUAUUCUCAGGUUGAGUGGUUAGAACAAACCUACUACCACACUGUCUUAAAAAAAGAGAGAGAGAGAGAGGCAUGGAGGGAGUGAAUUAAUGAAGAAGAGGGCUGUCUAGUAGUCCAAAGUACUUGGGGUUGGGUGGUUUUUCCAUCAUCCCAACUACAGAGCCAAAGGACCCUUCAGAAAACCAUCAGAUUUUUUAAAAAGUCUAGGUAGGUCCUCAGGGUUUUGUUCCAAAUGUAAAUUGCAUCAGUAAGAAUCCUUGUGAUUUCUCACUCUAGAUGUGUGUGCAUUUGCACACAUAGCAGCCCUAGGUCAAGGGUAGAAGUGUCCUCUUUUCCUGAUGACUGCCUGGCCUCUAGUACCUAAGAACUAUGAUUUAUAUACAUUCCAGUCUAGACUCAUCUUUUUCAAAUUCUAGAUUAUUCCUUCUCCAAAGGUCUCCCACAAAUUCCUUGUUCCAAGAGGAAGAAAGGGCCAUUGAGUCUGCCCUGCUAGGAAGGACAUCCACUCUGUGUGCCUAGACUGCAAAAAAUUAGGCACAGCACAGCUGGACUAAUGGAACAUUUCACUGUGCUUCCUUAUGGGAAGCAGAAACUGGUGAUGCUGCUGCUUCCCCCAUCAAGAAGAGAGGGAGGCCUUUUUGAACCAAGCACGAUGCACAGAUAAGUCAGGAUUGGCUAGCUGGCCUUAAUCCUUGUCUUUGUUCCAGAUGUACAAUUUUUCUUUGGUAUUAAAUACCCUUCACUGAGAUUUCUCGCCACCUUUAAUGAACACUAUUGAUUUUCAUUGUCUCUCUUCAUUUCAGGGCCUCUAUCUUAGAAUCUCAACUACAGAGUUUGCUAUCUAUUAAGCAGGAAGGGAGAUUGAAUAAGAAAUGGAACCUACUCUGAAACUUUUCCUAAUCAUCAGAGAGCAAGAGGACAGUGACAAAAAAUGGUCUCAGAGAUGAAAUUCGAGCUUCAAUUGCACUUUCCUUUUGGGCUUCACUGUGCAAAUUAUCUGCUAGUUGUUUAAUGAAUUAUUGGUAAAGCACAAAUGAAAUUAGGGAUUCUCUGAAUGUUUUCCUAAGGAAGGGAGAAUGCUACCCUGAAACCUAAUUGUUGAGGUCUAGGGAAAAAGGGAAGCUAGGUUUAGGGAAAUUAGAUGAGGAGGAAUAGUGCUAGACAGAGACAGAAAAGAAUGUUGAUGAUUAGGAAAGGGAAAUGGAGUUUUGAGAUUGGGUUGGGGAUUGCCUAGAUUACAAAAGAUAAAAAGAGACUUUGGGGUCUGAUUGAUAUCUAAAAAUCUUUUUAGGACGUAAUGGGACGAGAAAUAAAUUUGGGGAUUGGUUUCCACACAGAUUUCUCCAUGUGCGUAUAUGUGUAGAAGGAGGAAUUUUAUGAUGUACAUCAUUGGGGUCAAAAGAUCUUGAGCUCCUUUUCCUACAUAGAGAUGCCACCCAUACUUGUACAAUUUUUUUGACCACUAGCCUACAACAUUUGCAAGAUGGCUGGAGGGAGUUAGAGUAUUGGCUAUGGCCAUAUAUCAAAGUAAAGGCAAUUGGCCCAGGCAACGAUAACAAGCAAGCUAUGACUAUCAAGUACAGUAACGAAAUGCUCUAAAAACCAUAGAUCUUUUUAUGGUUCUUUCCAUCUCCUUCCCCCCGCUUCCCACUGCCCCACUUACAAGGGUUUGGAAAGCUUAAGAAAUGACAAUUUUUUAAUGAAAUAAAGAGGAAAUGUGACUUGUUAUAGGACUAAAGAAAUCAUAUGAAGGGAGGUGAAUAAGUGAAUAGUCAUAUCAAAACGAAUCCUGUAGGAAUAUGGCAGCAGGAGGAGGAAGAUGAAAGUUUUCUUUUCUGACUAGGGCAGCAAUUUGUUUUCAGGCUCUUGUGAGAUUAUUGAACGCCCUGACCCAACUGGGCUGGGAGCUGUUUUGCACUAGGGUUGAAAAACUUUCCAAUUUUCUUAGACUUUUAGCAGUUAUUUUCACAAGCUGCUUGAACCCAGAUAGGAAUCAUCUGUCUAAAAAAAAGGUUAGAUGUGACAUUGAUACCACUAGAAUUGGGGCUAAAAAUACAUAAAGACGAUGAAAAGAUUUGACCUUUACUCGGGAUAUUUAUUUAUGUCCAAUCAGGAUUCCUUGGAAUACGUUCUAGGUCAAAUUGAAGACUGAACAAAACCAAAAAAUUUAUUAGGUAUAAUAAUGCCUAAGCAAACAGACUUGGCCCUUUCAGACCAAAUAGUCCUACCCAAAUCCUAGGUGGUAGUGCUGGAAAGAAAUGUGUGUGGAAGCAUUGCAACCAGCCCCAGAAUUCAUUUCUUGUUCAGAAUUCCCAUAACCCCAUCACUUCCUAACAAACUGGAUAUGGAGAAAGUCCUUGGGAAUAUCCCUAGCCUGCUGAGUUAAAAGCAUCCUAAGGCCUAAUGAAGGCCAAAGGAUCAUAGAUUCAGUGCCAGAAGGGACCUUAGUUGUCAUCUAGUCCAGGCCCCUCCUUUUAAAGAUGAAAUAAUUAAGUCCUGACAUUAAGUGACUUGCACAAGAUCCAGGAUUUGAACUCGGAGCUCCUUUUGGCGCAAUAAAGGAAUAUCCCCUUAGUUCUUUGACCAGGUACACUCUCCUGCUUUCUCAGAAUGAAGACAGCACUAGGAUGAAAAAAAUCUUCAUUCAAAACAAAACAAAUAAAAAGCAUGUGAAGGCAAAGUCCCAUCUACUUAAGUGUCCUGAAUCAGGCAUCCUAAGAAUUGGAAUUCCAAUUCUCGGGCUAAAAUGGGAGAGUAUCUGUCUUCCCCGCCUCAGUAGUAAAAAAGAAAGUUCUUUCUCUAUGCAAGACUCGGGCACAUUUCCAAUAAAUGGGUAUUGAUUUUGAGAUCCUGGCCCUGGUCCACAGUGCACUGUAUUCUAUGCUGGCUGCUUUAUAAAUAUCUUAUUUCAUCCUCACAUCCUGGGAGAGAGGCACUAUUGUUUUCCUCAUUUUACAGGUGAUAGGUGAAGCCAUUUGCCCUGGGUCAUAGUGUCCAAGAUUAAAUCUGAACUCCUGGCUUCUUGUCUCCAGGUGCAGCGUGAUGGCACCACCUAGUGGCCAUGCUUAAUUUCUCAUCACCAUAGUACCUUAGAAUAUGGUAUCUUAAAAUGUUAGACCAAGAAGAGAUCUUAGAGAUGAGGAAGACAAAUGAGUCAAAUCUCCUUUAGGGGGAGAAUUGGGGAAGCCAUUUGUCCAAGGAUACACAGCAAGUAUAGCGACUUGAAUUCUUUCCACAGCUUCACAUUUGCCUUAUUUCAUCCUCAAUUUCCCUGUGAAAGAAAAAUAAAAGACAAUUCUCAAGAGAAAGCAGGAUGUUUUGAAGUUAACUUUUCCAUCAGAGAAGAUCCCCUUGGUCCAAGAAUUCCCUGGAAAGAGACCUGCAGGACUUUUCCAUCACACACUGCCCUGUUCUGGGCAGGGAUAUAGUUUCAAUUAUUUUUAUCUCUAAAAAAUAAAGAGUUUUUUACAUGUUGAAGGACCUUUGGUACACAUUCUGCUAAUACUCUCUUAGAAGGGGAUAGAGGGCCAUUAAGUGGCUCAGUGGAUAAAGAGCCAGGAGGUUCUCCAUUCAAAUCUGUCCUCAGGUACUUCCUAGCCAUAUGAUCCUAGGCAGGUCUCUUAAUCCUAGUUAUCCAGCCCUGUUACUGCCCUUCUGCUUUGGAACUGAUACUUUAGAAGGUAAGAGUUUAUUUUAAAAAAAUACUACCUAAGGGAAAAAUAAAAUGGGUUUACAUGUGAGUGAUCAGGUGCCUACCAAAAGGGUUUCUAUUUUCACAUCAGAAAAAAUGUUUUGUUCUAUUUUUAAAAGUAAUUGUUGGGGGCAGCUUGGUAGCUCAGUGGAUUGAGAGCCAAGCCUAGAGAUGGAAGGUCCUGGGUUCAAAUCUGAAUUCAGACAUUUCCCAGCUGUGUGACCCUGAGCAAGUUACUUAACCCCCAUUGCCUAGCCCUUACCACUCUUCUGCCUUGGAACUAGUACUUAGUGUUGAUUCCAAGAUGGAAGUUAAGGGUUAAAAAAAAAAGUAAUUGGCAUCAUCUUGGGCAGAGAGAUUAUAGAACAUAAAUUAACUAGAUUCUGAGUUUGAAAGUUCUGCCUCCUUAUUGUCUCUUUCUAUAUGCCUUUGUAUCCCCAAUACUUAGAAUGUUGCCUUGUAUGAGAGUAAACCUCUAAUAAAUGCUUGUUUUCUAGCAGUGUGACCCUGGGCAAGUCACUUAAUCCUUUUUGCCUAGCCCUUGCCCUUCUGUAUUAGAAUUGUUAUUAGAACUGAAAGCAAGUAAAAUAAGAAAAGAAAGUAAAAUAAAUAAAUGUUUAUCUGAUCAGAAGUGAAAGCUUUGUGCCCCUUAUAGGACCUUAGACUAUGAAGUUGGAAAGGAUUUUAGAAAUCACCUCAUUUUACAGAUGAGGAAACUGAAGCCGAUCCAACUGGAACUCCUGGGUGAACCAGUAGUUGUGUGGCUUGAAAGCAUUAUAUAAUAGAAAAGAGCUCAGGAUUUAGAGGGAUGUUUGACCUGGGCUGAAAUUUAGCCUCUAACAUAUUAGCUGUGGGAUGCUGGGCAAAUCAUGAUCUCUUUGAGCCUCUAUUUCCUUACCUGUGAAAUGGGUAUGUCAUUGUUUUGUAGUGGGAUUGAGAACUAGAUUCAAAUCUCUUCCAUGUCUUGGAAGUCACUGAAUGUCUCCAAGUCUCUGUUUUCUCAUCUGUAAAAUGAAGGUAAUAAUACUUCCUUCCUCAAAGUACAAUGAAAGGGUUUUAUAGAAUGUUCUUUGUAAAUUCUAUAGUGAUAAACAAAUUAGGAUUAUUUUCUCUCACCAUCCCUCUAUGACCCAAAACUUAAUAAACAAAUGAUGUUUUGAUUGCAGGUUUUUAUAUCGCAAUGAUGAACAUUUUGCCAAUAUUUUUGCAAAAUCAGAGAAUUUUGGUUCAUUUAAGUGAGAGCUGAGUAUCAGACAACAUUGCCUUCUCUGUUUUUUAAUCCAAAUUAGCUCUCUAGACCAGUCUGGGGGGCAGGGUUAUCUUAUUGUACCUCUCUGGGCGUCUUCAUCUGCAAAAGAGAGGUGUGGGUGAAUUGAUCUUUGAGGCCCCCUCCAGCUCUGACAUCCUAUGUAUCUACAAGCCUUUUCCCUACUUGGGUCUCCCUCCUGCUGCCCCACCUUUUGGUCAUUUCCCUGUUCAUUUGCAAGUUCACAAAAAGCAAAGGCAAGAAGAUAAAACUUAAAUCAGUUCAUUUAGGCUUUGCAGGGAGCCGAUAAAAAGUUAUGUGGGAAAGGAGGUGGCUAGAGUGAAAUUAUUGAUUAUCUGUGAAUUUAACUGGAUAUUUCUGUUUGCUCUCACUUCUUCCCUUGAUCACUGAGGAUGUACUGACACCAGUCCUUAGCCCAAAGCAUUGGGAGGGAGAAGAAUAAAGACAGUAUGGAAAUACGGAUUUCUAUCACCCAGGUGUCAAAAAAGCAGCUUCACUUGUGCAGCAGGCAUCAAAGAAGGAGUAUUAAAGCACCUGAAGGCUGAGAAGGCACUUUAGAGUGACUAAAGUAUUUCUGUUUGGCUCUAAUUUUAAAGACAUAUUGACAUGUGCCACUUUAAAUGUAGUCAGUUUCCUCCAAUCUACAUGCUGUUUGGCUAUCCUAUGCUUCUUCUAGACCUUUCAACUAGAAAACUCUUGGCUAUUAUUUUUAAAUUUAAAUAAACCUUUUCUUGAGCUAGAAAGGAAAUAUACAUUUGAAACUCUGAUGAAAAUAUUUAUAGAGCUGCCUGGUGCUCAUAUCCUUGAACAUUUAGAUAUCAAUGUAUAGGGAAUAUGUACUAAAGCAAAUUGGUCAAAUAAACAGACAGAAACUCAUACCUUUAA
Monodelphis domestica (gray short-tailed opossum) is the source of this 12134-nucleotide messenger RNA. Lineage: Eukaryota; Metazoa; Chordata; Mammalia; Didelphimorphia; Didelphidae. The record is from RefSeq and is a predicted model, not a curated record.